Messenger RNA from Panonychus citri (citrus red mite), 439 nucleotides. RefSeq lists its product as uncharacterized. The record is from RefSeq and is a predicted model, not a curated record. The transcript has 4 exons. NCBI's taxonomy places the organism in Eukaryota, Metazoa, Arthropoda, Arachnida, Trombidiformes, Tetranychidae. Bases 1 to 381 code for a protein of 126 amino acids.
AUGACGAUAUUUUUAGGUUCCAUGGUCAAUAUUAUCUCCGAUAAUUUCUCAUUCCUCAUGAGUUCUGCCGGAAUUCCCAUCAUUAUCUUUGCGAGUUUCACUUGGUACAAUGUUGGAAAUUUUAACUCUGCGAGUAAAUUGUUACACUUUAAGCUGACAAAACUUUUGUAUCGUUCUCGAACUUGUAAUUAUCGUUUCUCGACACCAAAUUUAAAGACUUUCGAGAUACUUGAUCGACUUAAUAAUCCAGAAAUCGGUAUUCCAGUCGGUGAUUUUUUCGUAGUGAAAAGAGACAUCAUUGUUUCUUUUGUCUUGGAAAAUUGUAGUAUGAUUAUGUUAUUUGCUUGCAAUUUAAAUUCGGUUAUCGUAUCUCAUCAAUAGUGAGCAAAUGGUCAAGAAAAACUGGACAUCCAAUGGUAUUGGAAAUCUUAAUGUGUUU